AUGUUUCAAGAGUCCCUAUCUUCAUUUUGUACAACGCCACCAUUGUAUUUAACUAUUCUUGACCUGUCUCGUAACUUACUAGCUGGGCCACUUUCGGAUUGUUGGGGAAAAUUUCAAAGGUUAGAAGUUCUGAAUCUGGCAAACAAUAAUUUCUCAGGGAGAAUACCCAACUCAUUUGGCUCUUUGCAACAAAUUGGGAGGAUUCAUUUAAAUAACAAUGAAUUCUCUGGAUCAUUACCUACUUGGGUUGGUCAUAACUUGCAUCAUUUGAUUGUUUUGCGUCUAGGGGCAAACAAUUUUGAGGGAAACAUACCAGCAAGUCUUUGUAAUCUAUUAUUUCUUCAAGUAUUGGAUCUCUCAGAAAACAAAAUUGCAGGGGAAAUACCACAAUGCCUCGGUCAUAUAAUUGCUUUGUCAAAUUCCAAGUUUCCAAGAAAAACUAUGCUCUAUACCAAAAGUAGAUAUUUUAAUUAUUAUAGUGAGGAAUUUGUUUUCUUUGACGAAGCAACAUUGGCAUGGAAAGGAAAAGACAGAGAAUAUGGGAAAAUUCUUGGGCUUAUGACAAGCAUUGAUUUAUCUUGCAACCACUUAACAGGAGAGAUACCUCAAAGUAUGACAAUGCUUGUGGCAUUAGCUGGCUUAAAUCUUUCAGAAAAUAAUCUCACAGGUGUCAUUCCAAGCAACAUUGGUCAUAUGCAAAUGUUGGAAUCACUUGACUUGUCAAAAAACCAUCUCUAUGGUAGAAUGCCAUCAAGCUUUUCUAAUUUGACUUUUCUCAGUUACAUGAACUUGUCUUGCAACAACUUGUCAGGGAAAAUUCCCGUAAGCACUCAACUGCAAUCCUUUGAUGCCUCUACAUAUGAAGGGAACAAUGGGCUUUGUGGCUCACCACUCACAAACCAUUGCCCAGGGGAUGUGGUUUCAACAACUGGAAGCACUGACAAAAAUGGCACUAAUGAAGACGAAGAUGAACUCAUAACCAUCGGGUUUUACAUCUGCCUUGGAUUUGGAUUCUGUGUUGGAUUUUGGGGAGUUUGUGGAACUUUAUUGAUAAAAACAUCAUGGAGACAUGCCUACUUUCGCUUCUUCAACAACAUGUAUGAUUGGAUGUAUGUGUCACUAGUUGUCUUUACUGCCAGAAUGAAAACGAAAUUCAGAGUCCAAGACUAG
This is a messenger RNA of Gastrolobium bilobum, 1170 nucleotides long. Its product is annotated as receptor-like protein EIX2. Bases 1 to 1170 code for a protein of 389 amino acids. The transcript has 2 exons. Lineage: Eukaryota; Viridiplantae; Streptophyta; Magnoliopsida; Fabales; Fabaceae. The record is from RefSeq and is a predicted model, not a curated record. Gene Ontology annotation, molecular function: protein binding.